GAGAUAUGAGGAAUACUCCGCGGCUAACGAUAGCAAGGUACACAAAUACGGAUUUAUUUCACUUUCGCUCUUCCCUGGCACUCUGGGGGUCUACCAAAAGCUGCAGGAGGACAUAAUUUCGUCCGAACUCUUGAUUUUGCUGUUACAUUCCCGCGUAGGCGACUAGCGCGUACGAGAGAGUCUCGCUAAUCCCGAGAAGAGGGGGAGCGGCCUUCUUUUGUAGCCGGCUUUUGGUGCACCUCAGGCGGCAAGCACUGUCACCAGAGCUCGGUGCUUGUGCUGGUUCAUUUUUCUUAACACCAAAAAAAAGCGUUAGAGCUUUGACAUUACUUUAGUUUUAUUAACCACAACCUCUUCACGAGCUUCCCCGCUUCAUGUCGACGUGCUGCUGUUGAUGUGUUUCACCCAAGAGGAGCAUUUGGAGCCGAGGCGGCCUGUUUUGUUUUCAAGCCGCCUUGAAUCUGAACAAUAACACAACCAUAACGAGCCUGCUGGGGCUGCACUGCCUGGCCAAAUUGGAGCCUCCGUGUGAGAUAAUAAAUGCUUUGUUUGACACCAGCUCUGGACCGACGUGAGAGCACGGGACCAGCAUGCAUGUGGACUAUGGCAUUAUCGGGGCAAACCACUGCAAACCGGAGCACUUUGCCACGAAAGCCCCUGUUUGAAUUUCCGAGUGUCUACUGCUAGCUAUCCAGCUGUAAGUAACGUUAGUAAGGCCACUAACGGAGGAAAGAGCGCCACACGAUGCUUUGUCUAAUCAUAACUCACGGACUGUAUGGAAACAAGACACAUCGACGUGGAUGAGCCGAUGUUUAUAUGCAUGAUCGGCCUGAUUGUGGAUGCAUUUAUAAUCUUUCCUACCAAAAGCAGCAGUACUUUCAGAGCUGGGACAUUACUUUGAGUAUGUGAUUUGGGAUGAGUAACCUCGAUUGCUCCUUGCGCAGACUCUUAUAUAUGUGGGAUUUACCAACUUGGAAUUGAAGCCCUUUACAUCCAUCUAUGCUCUCUUCAAAGCCACCAGACUCCAUUGACAAAAACAGUGAUUUUAGCGCACAGAGCACGGGAGUCGCUGCUCUACCGCUGCCUCCAUCGGUUUGUUUGUUUGUGUGAUUUUGGUGUUUUGACGUAUUAAUACAUCGGACCGGAGCCCCGGGACAGGCAGCUGAGAUGAACCCGGUGAAUGCGACUUCUCUCUACGUGUCCGCGAGCCGCUCGGUGCUGCAGUGCGACCCCCGAGACCCCCGGGCCCUCGCGGAGCUCUGCAAGCUGUUGCCCUUCUUCCGCCAGUCCCUUUCCUGCCUUGUCUGUGGUAAUCUGCUGCAGGACCCUAUCGCUCCCACCAACUCAUCAUGUCAGCACUACGUCUGUCGAGGCUGUAAGGGUCAGAGGAUGCAGUUGAAGCCGUCAUGUAGUUGGUGUAAAGACUAUUCCCGCUUUGAGGAAAACAGGCAGCUCUCCUUGCUGGUGCACUGUUACCAGAAGCUCUGUCUCUACAUCACGCAGUCGCCGCUCGCCCCGCACAUAGCCAGCGCCGCCAGCGACUCGCCGGACCUCCAGGCCAUCCUCAACGAGGGCCUCACGUUGGCUGAGAGCGAGCCGGAGGCCGAGGACGUUUCAGAUUCAGCCAGCCUGUCGCCCACGGCCUCCAGCUCCAUCGUGGUUCAGCCUGAUGAAGCUCCGCCUACAAAGGAGCUCAAGGUGGAAGAGCUCAAGGUGGAGGAGUCAAGCACCGUCAGUGUGAACGGGCUUCAUGAUUGUAACGGUCUGCUCAGUUCGGACUCCUUGCAGCCUGUCACCAUAGAGACGGGUGUAGGCGCUGCAAAGCAGGAGAGCUUAUCGGAGGAGAUUCCUGUGUGUGUGAGCGUCACAGGGGAGGCGGGGCUCUGUGAAAUCAGCACUUUUGGUGAUGACCAGAAACAUAGUGGGGGGCCGUUGUUGUUGAGCGUGGAGGAGGUGCUCAGGACUCUUGAUACAGACACUGACCCUGAUCCCCUCCCCCAUCUGGACUGCCCCCCCUCAGUACCUCAGUCCAGCCUCAACGGGCCUCACUGUCCACCUGACUCCUCCCGCCUCAUCACUUGCCUCCCUCAAGGGAACAGCCCUCGCCCCCUGCAACCUCACCCGCAGCCCUCCCUGCAGCCUCCCCCCCAGCCCUCCACUGUCACCCCCCACGUCCCCCCUCGUUACCACCGCAAGCGCUCCCGUUCAGAAAGCGACAGCGAGAAGGUGCAGCCCCUCCCCAUUUCCAGCUUGUUACGGGGGCCUCCCCUCGGUGCCAACAGCUCCCCUCAUCACCCUCACCCUGGUGCCACCACCAAACAGGAGCCUAUGUACCCGGCAGUCACGCCUCACCCACACCUGGCCCCGGUGCCGAAUGGUGGUCCCCCCAAGGUGGGCAAGACUGUGCUCGUUUCCAACAAGGCGCUGAAAAAGACUGUGGAGCACCAUGGGGGCCCCAAGAAGGCUUACACCAAGGCCAGGCAAGGGACCCCCAAGCCCCGUACACAACCCCGUGACAGGAUACCCCAACACCCCCAUGCUCACCCUCUGACACACCCACCCAGCCCCUCAAAGCCACUGUAUAAAAAGCCUGUGGAAAAGAAAGGCUGCAAGUGCGGCCGAGCCACACAGAACCCCUCAGUGUUGACCUGUAGAGGGCAGCGCUGCCCCUGCUACUCCAACCGCAAGGCAUGUCUGGACUGUAUCUGCCGCGGCUGCCAGAACUCUUACAUGGCCAACGGAGAGAAGAAGCUGGAAGCCUUCGCCGUGCCGGAGAAAGCUCUGGAACAGACUCGUCUCACGCUAGGCAUCAACCUUACCAGUAUCACCGCGGCGGCCCUGCGCCCGGCCACCAGCUCCCCCGGCAACACCCUUCUCAACGUCACCACGGCUACAGGGACGCCCGUCACGGCCAGCUUCUUAUCGGGGGCGGGGCACGACAACAGGGCCUUUGAGGAUUCACUGGAGAUGCGAUUUGACUGCUGAGGUCCCGCCCUCCUCUGGGCAGUCGUUACGCACAUUCCCCGCCCCGCUAGCAGGGGGUCGUUCACCUGGGCGUGAAGAAGGCAGCUACAGUGACAGGCGAUGGUGAGGGUCACCAGCUGAGGCUGAGGAGGCGUCCUCCGUCCAUCGCCAGAAACUGCGCCAUGCUUGUGGUCUUGCAUACAGAAACAGUGAGAGAGAGAGAGAGAGGAGGAGAUGUAGCGUUACUGUAUGCGCAGAGAUUUCCUUUCAGUGGGAUAGUUUUUGUUUUCUCCUCUACUAUGGGUCAUGUGUAGAGCAUGUUGUGUAGCUAGGUUGGGAGUGUGUGAGUGUAUGCGUGUGUGUGUGAGUGAGCAUGUGAGUGUGUAUGUGUGAGGGGAAGGCUUUGGUUUGGAGAUGAACUGUAUUAGCAGAAACAGAGACAUCAUCAGAGACUUGUGUAAUUUAUAUAAAGAAACUUUUUGUACAUGGAGGAAUCAGUUCCCAUUUAAGAAGACAUUUUAUUAAAUAUUUUAUAAGUUACAUUCAAAACCAAUGGAGGAUGGUGCAGGGGGAGACCUGCAUUCAACCAGAAUAUUUUCACACGGGUAAAAUGUAGAUUGUAUUUUGUCUAUUCAGUAGACCACUAUGAAAUGAAAGAAAAGUCCUGAACAUAACUGUUAAAGUUAAAAACGUUCACAGUAAUAACAUUUUUGAUAUCUUUUGCUGCAAGUACCAGUUUAUGAAUUUCACACCACCAGCCAAAUUCAGUUUCAGUCUCGUCUGUUGAAUGUUUAUACUCUGUGAGUCACUGUCAGACAUCUAAACAUUAUUCUUAAAUGUUAUUGUAUAUUUAAAAAACUUAUAUGAAACUGAAAAAGUCGUGAUUUUUGGAGUAAACCAACCAUUUUGGCUGGUGGGGGACAACACUUCUGUCCCUGGUUUGCUGGUAUAUAUGUUGACGAUGCAAGUUGUCCUGUUUGCGUGUUCUUGUAUUAAGCACUUUUCUCACUUAGCUUAAAACCACCGUAUUUCUGACCUGUUCUUCUUGUGUUUAAAACUCUGGUUGAUUGCAGGCUCUGCACAUUGUUAUUCACAAGUUUUGGGUUUCUGGAAAGCUACACACAUGCUGCUAAAAACCACAGAGGACACUAGAAGGACAGCACACCCUGUUUUCCUCAUCUGUUAUUCAGUUUCUGUGUUUAAUAAGUUGCGUUAACAACAUUUUCAGUAUUUAUUGGACAUCUCCUAACACCGGUUACGUGUCGAUUCAGUCUGGACUGUUUCUGUGUCAGUUAAGUUGCUGUCUCCUUCUUAGUGUUAGUCUCCAAACGUUUUUUGUUCUCCCUCGGGCAUUUAAAUACCUGUAAUAUAACUGUAACAUAUUUCCACAGAAAAGAAAGAAAAUCAAAAAUUUACAAAA
This is a messenger RNA of Trematomus bernacchii (emerald rockcod), 4384 nucleotides long. RefSeq names its product MSL complex subunit 2b (gene msl2b). The record is from RefSeq and is a predicted model, not a curated record. Gene Ontology annotation, molecular function: ubiquitin protein ligase activity. Lineage: Eukaryota; Metazoa; Chordata; Actinopteri; Perciformes; Nototheniidae. The coding region runs from base 1168 to 2985 and encodes 605 amino acids. Gene Ontology annotation, cellular component: MSL complex. The transcript has 3 exons.